Molecule: messenger RNA, 14916 nt
Organism: Porites evermanni
Lineage: Eukaryota; Metazoa; Cnidaria; Anthozoa; Scleractinia; Poritidae
Source: the annotation of a GenBank genome assembly
AUGUAUGACAUUCAUCCACUUUUAAGAAAGUAUGCUGAAAGCAUUAAAAAUGAUGCCAUGUUCUAUGAAUCUUACACUGAAGCGAAGGGCCGAUUUUAUGGGCACUUUAUGUCAAAGAUGAAACGAAUUGCUGGAUUUAUAGAGUCUAGCUACAUCAGAGCAUUCGAUGAGUUUAAAAGAGAUCGUCCAAACUUUGAGUUUGCUAUUGACAUUGCCUUGUUACCAGAGUACUUUACUGUUCCAGGUGGAUACCAUGAAAGUGCAUUGAUUGUGUCCCUUUUUAAUGCUAUGUUGUCUGGAAAGAAGCAGACUAAGCUGUUCAAUUCCUGGGCAGAGAUGUGCAAAGAUGAUGGAAACUUAGGUAUGUUUUUCUUGUCAAUUAUUUUAUAACAAGGAAAUUAAAAAACAAAGAAAGAAAGAAACAAGAAAAACUCUUCAUAUUUUUUUAACCAAGUGCCAGUUGUUGUGUGUGGAUAACACUAUUCACUGGAUAAAUCUUUAUUCAGUGGAUAAUGCAAGUGACCUCCCUAAUACUUAUCUACUGUAUAGUGAUUUAUCCAGUGGAUAGUGCUAUUGAACUUUUGAACAACCGGGACCAGGUGUCCCAAAAUCAUUCUAGCAUUUUUUCAGCACAAAUACUGCACUAAAAAAUUUCAAAUCCUUUUUCCAUAAUCAAAUGCUCUGUUGUCAGUGAAUAAUUAUUGGUCACUGUAUUUUUACAUGUUACUUUGACAAUGUUACGACCCAUUUGAAACCCCUUAAAUUUUAUGUUUAAGUGCUUAUUGUGGCUCAUCCUUGGUGUAAGAACCUGUUAAAUUCACGGGUAAUGUAAAACAAAGAAAACAAAGAAGUCACCUUAGAAGAACCUACAAAACAAAAGGUGCAAAAAAAAGCAUAAGUUCACAGGUUCUUGCACUGAGGUAAAUCCCCUUUUACUCAAGAACAAAAUAUUUGCUUCCAUUUCAUGUCACUGGCUUAUAAAACUUUAGAAGGCUACCACUUCCACCACCACUUCCACUAGCACUACCACUGCCACUGCUACUGCACCUGCCACUACCACUGCCCUUACCACUGCCACAACCACCAUCACUGCCACUAGUACUUCCACUACUACUACCACUGCCACCACCACUGCCACUACCACUGCCACUACCAUUGCCACUACUACUACCACUGCCACUACCACAGCCACUGUCACUUCCACUGCCAUUGCCAUCACCACUACCACUGCCACUACCACAGCCACUUUCACUGCCAUUGCCAUCACCACUACGACUGCCACUACCACAGCCACUGCCACUUCCACCACCACUGCCACUGCCACCACCACUACCACAGCCACUGCCACUUCCACCAUCACUGCUACUACUACAGCCACUGCCAGUACCACUGCAACUACCACUGCCACUACCACUGCCACUACCACUGCUACUACCCACUGCCACUACCACUGCUACUACCCACUGCCAAUACCCACUACUACCGCCACUACCACUACCACUGCCACUUCCUCUAGCAUUGCCACUACCACUGUCACUACUACUACCACUGCCACUACCACUACUACAACCGCUGACAGAACCACUGGCACUACCACCACCACUGCCACUGCCACUAGUUACCACCAUCACCUCCAUGUAACAGUGUCCCUGCUUCUAAUUCUGCUAUUGCCUCUAGCGUUGUGUAACAUCUGAGGUACAUUUGAAAAGACAUAACUUCCUAAAUCAACAAUUGUGGCAAUUUUAAUGUGUCCCUUUUCUUGCAGGUUCUUUAUUUCGUGCUCAGUUACGUUGUUGGGAAGCUAGGCUGGUCUCAAAAGCUCAGGGUGCUCAGAAAGCUUUUCAAGUGUUGGAGAAGGCAUCCAUGUCAUUAAAACAAGUUGAUGAUCAAUCUACCGAAUCUUUUAGGCUGACUCGAGGGCUUUUCUUGUAUUUGGAGGGGGAAAUCUACUGCCAAAACAGAGACUACCAGAAAGCGAUUAAAAUUCUAAACUCCUCUUUAGACCUAAUGGAGGGACUGUUAAAACUUGACACAAAUCUUGCCAGGUGUUAUAACGCUCUUGGCAAUUGUUAUUUCGCACGUAACAGACCGGACAAAGCCCUUGAGUUCUACAACAAGGCGCUUAAGAUGCGAGAGGAAUUAUCUGGCUCUGAUUAUCACUACGACAUGCCAGUUUACAAGAAUCAGAUUGGCACAGUUCACAAGUACAAAGAAGAGUUUGAGGAGGCAGUGGAAUGUUACAAAGAUGCCCUUGAACUUUUAGCAGUGCUCAAAAGCUUAGGAUACGAAGGUGAAGCACAUUUUCGUUACAAUGUGGCAGAUGUUUACGUUCGCCAAGGAAAAUCCGAAGAAGCUAUUGAGGAGGCAGAAAAGGCCUUCAAAAUCAGGCUUAAAAUUCUUGGAAAUCACCCGGACACCGUGCGAAGCAUUUUUCAACUGGGAGUCAUCCAAGCAAACUUACAGGCUUAUGAGAAAGCCUUGAACUUUUUCUUAGAAGCUUGGAAAAUGGAGAAAUUAUUGGGUGCGGGGAACCAAAGCGAUGUUUGGAAACAGAUUAUCAAAAGCGUCUUUGACAUUUGUCAUUCCUUAAAUGACAAAAAAGAAUUCAGGCAAGACGCUUUGGUGUUUUGUGAGCGUUUCUGGAAAGAAGAGAAAGCUUCUCCACAGUUCAGCUUUACUGCGUACAACAAAGAAAUCAUCGAUGCCAUUCUGCAUUUGCUUGGCAACACGAAAAAAGAGGAAAGAGCGUUGGUAGACCAAUAUAAGAAAGACGCUCUUUGGUUCUAUGGCGAAAUGCAGAGAGCAACUGAAGAAGACUUCAACGACGAUUUUGAUCAGGCAACAGACAAUAAAGUGCUAAAUGAAAUGCUAAGGGACAGAACUGUAUUUUUGGAGACUUUAAUUGAGAUUUGCAGUCAGCUUCGUCAUCAUGAAAAACUUGUAAAGCACAAGAAAGGGAAGCUAAUGCUGUUCAAAAAAGUGCUUGUGAGAUCAGGCUUUGUUGGCGAGAUGAAACAGGAGAAACGAACACUAAGGAGGGCUGUUGAAAAUUUGUACAAAGAGACAGGAGAGAAAGGAAGUAUCAAGAGCUUUAAGGAGAGCCUCUUAGCAACUUGGCAACAGCAGUGGGAAGAAGGAAAAGGUGCAGAGAUGUCGUGCGAAAUGAUGGUGGCCAGAGAGAGAAUGAUUGAGGAAAUACUGAAGCUGUGCCAGGAGCUUAAAAUGAAAGAUCUUCGUAAGAGAUAUCAGAAAGAAGAUUUGAGCUUUCGUGAAACGUUAUGGGAAUUACAGUACCAUGAAAUGAAGCCCUCUACGAUGAAAACGUUUCUCAAUGAGAUGAAAGACCUGGCUUCUUCUAUCGGAGAUCGCGAAAGAAAGAUUGUCUAUCUCGCUGCUUUACAGGUAGAAUGUUUAGGUUUGAUAAGUUAUGUAGUAGAAUUUCAGUAAUGCAGGGUUAGUCUAUUUUUUCCUUUAUGAACUUCUUCACUUUGACGUUCCAGAGUAUUAAUUUGUGGUCGUACAACGCAAAAUCAAUCAAGUAUCUAUGGACAAAUUUGAACAAUAAUGAGUUACUUAACGUAGUUACUUAUUUCACAGAUGAAGGUCACACACUUCAGGGGUGAAGUGACGAACACGACUGAAAAUGGCAUAAAAUAAAGCCCUUGCUACUCUACCAAAGGAGUCUGUUUUGUUGAUUACACAAGGAUUGCUAUUUGUUAAUCCUUUCUGUCUUAUCUAUUUUCUCUUAACAGGAUUUGAGAAGGAAAAAACAGCUACGAGUCUCGCUAAAACCGAAAGGUAACUUUUCACUAUGAUACCUUAUUACACGUUUUAAAUGGAACUUACCAUUGUUUUCUUUUAAAUUUGUUUUUGUAGAGCUCUUUCUUUACUCAUAUUCUCCUUUUUAUUUUUACCUUCACAUUAUCACAUUAGAAACCAAGGAAGUGAUCUCAGAAGGGUCAGGAGAAGAUGUUGAAGUGGCGUCCGAGGGGGUUACUGAACAGCUAACUGGAAAAGGAUCACAAGGAAGGGUUAAUAGAGAAUCGGUCAAAGAGGUUGAAGAAGAGUCUGAAGACGAAUUUGAAGUUGAUGGCGGUUAUAGUGCCAUGAACACGCGAAGCGUUGUUAUUAAGUAAGUAUUCGUUAAGUGAGUAAUGUACACAAAGAGAAAUAUAGUCAAACUUCCCUGCAGGUGCAUGUACUGAAGAGAGGGAUUCAAGUGUCCUUAUUAUAUAUAUAUAUAUGGCUGAAUCCACGAGCGGGCAAGAUGAAAUUCUGUGAUCUGAUUGGCUACCCGAGCGGACAAGUUGAACGCAUCUUGCCCGCUCGGGAUUUCCUGCGUUAGGCCCUCAUGAAAAAGUUUUCUUUAUGCCGAGCAAUGUAAUAAAUCCCUUAUUAAACAAGCUUGCUCGGUCAACAUGGCUGGAAAUUGGCCUCGUUUAUUUUUCUUUUUUUUUUUUGGCGCUUUUAUAGACCUCGACUUAAUCUCGGUCCAUUAAAACGAAGAAAGAACUUAACCAAUAUUCAGCCAUUUUGACUUCACGCUUGGUCACAUGGAGAGGCCUUUUUCCUGAAGUGUCAGUUAAUAGUUGCAUUUCAGUUCAUCAUUAAGCGAAUAAAAAAAUUUUUUUAUUUUACCAGAGUUUUGUAGAAGAAGAGGUUGGAAGAGUGUAAAAGGGAUGUAGAUAAUUGACAGCAUUACGCUAGUACGAAAAAGACAAAUGAUUCAUCACUUGUUUAUUCAUUGUUGGCCGUUCCAGAAGGAUCUUCAUGGCUACGAGCCAAGGCACUUUUCUCUUUAAACAUUAAUUAUGUACAUAAAUGCCUAUAGAUUUUGUCACUAUCUGUGAUCUUAUACGUGCCACAGUUAUACUUACUUAAUAUUUUAGUGUUUUUAGUAAGUGGCGAUCAACGCCGCCGGAUGUUUCGUGCGAAACAUAUACAUAUUGAAUUGCAAUGUUUAUUUUAAAACGUAUGGAGUACCCCGUGGUGUCUUAAACUCUUAAUUUGUUUAAUUUUUUAAGGGAUACAGUGACCAAACAAGGCGCCCACUGGAAUCUUAAAAAAGUGAAGGCACAUGUAAUUUUCCCUCCUGAUGCUGUGUCUGAGAAAAGGACAGUCACUGUCCGUAGAUGGAAUUCAUCGGAUUGUUCCCCUCCUUUGAACAACAAUGAAGCGCUUGUUAGUGGCAUCCUCGAAGUAUCGACCGACAGUGCUCAAUGUCUUGAUUUCAACAAAGCUGUCACGCUUGUAAUUUCUCAUUGCGCGGGAAACUUAAAGGGGUUUGAGAUUGUGGCGAAAAAACUAGUUGACAGGGACCGUAACGAGUGGGAUGACAUUUCUGAAACAGUUGACGUGCGGUCAUCGGCAGGUAAGAAAGAAGUUGGCGAUGAGACGGAUAAAAAUAUGAAAUAACUGAAUUAAUAAAAUGAUUGAGUUCUUCUUUACUUAAUGAAGUUGCCCCAACACAGCCGUCUGGCCCCAGUAGUUCAACGCUGGAUAGCGCUAUCCGUUAGAUAAAUCUCUAUUCAGUGAGUAAGUAUUAGGGAAACCAAUUGCACUAUCCACUGGAUAGAGAUUUGUCCGCUGGAUAGCGCUAUGCAGCUUUUGAACAACUGGGGCCUGGUUAACAUAGCGCGUGUAAACCUUAGGUUUGAGUCCGUUUUAUUGACAAGAAAAUUUGUUGCAUCCCUUUUCAAAGACUCCAGUAAAAAAAAAGACAUUUAAGACGUUUCACCAUACUUUUAAAAGAUCAUCCCCGCUAUGUCUCAGGAGUCGUUUUAGAGAGAGGAAGGGGGGAAGUAUUAAAACUGGCUGAUGCAUAACAGAGUUGAUUGCCUGAUAUAGGUCAGUUUGUAGUAAGUAACAAAAGAAAUUUUUCGCGACUUUGGCAGUUAGUGAAGGAUGACCGCUUCUUGCAGGUUGUCUUAAUCCAAGUUUGACUGCGUCAUGAAACUGAAAGACUGCAUGUUUUAUUACAGACAUCAGCAAACUGAAAGACCCUUCCUCUGCAAGUGAUAUUCCUGAUUAUUAUCUGCCGGUUGCUGAAUUUGAGAUUACACAGUGCUCAACGUUUGCAGUUGUUUCCCGUCUUAAAUCGCACAAGUUCACUGUUACUUCUGAGGGGGGAGUCCUUUCCUUGCCUGAGUAUCCACUCUUCAAUGUUUUUAUUCCUCACGAUGCUGUACAAGAAGACAAAGAGCUUCAUAUCAAAGUUAGUUUUUAUUUAUUUAUUUAUUUACGGCUAUUUAUUCAUUUUACAUUAUACGGAAAAAAAAACGAUUACCCUAGGGUAUACUGUAGGUUGAGCAGUUGACUCAUAAUCACGAAGUGUGCGGUACACAUUGCUAAGACUGAGGUAAUGUGGAUUGGCUCACGGCAAACACUUGCUAAUACUGUUACGUAUUUACUUUACAGAGAUCUCGCAGUUAUUGAUCUAUAUUUUGUUGUAAAAAAAUAACAAAAGGCAGGAGGGAGAGGAGUCCUGCGCACGUCUUGUGUGUUGAACGUUGUAGAUCAAACGCUGAUAAUUGAGAUAUAAACUCCGAGGUUUCGGCAAUGCUGGAAAUUAUCUUAGUCUGCAAUGCAGUCGUAUUUCCUUGUGUGACUUUAAGGGCGCUUUCCGUUCGUCAGAAUUGACUGGCCAGACCAUUCCGGUCAUAAUGAGAAUGUCACUUUUAAUCAAAACUAUCCAACCAGAUCAGUGAAAUCCUAAAUAGCAUGUACGAUGGUGAUUGUUUUUUAUCAAAAACUGUUGGAAAAAAGCCUAUUUCAUUGUCAAAAUGACCUGUCCAGCUUAGUUCGGCCGGUCAGUUCUGACUUUUGGAAAGCGCCCUAAGUUACUUGUUCAUGUUAAUAACCGUGGCCGCCAUCUUCGAUUUUCUUACUGAGGAAGAUUGGGGAGAGUAGAAAUUAAAACUCUUGGGGUAGGCAUUGGGGUGAAACAAGGAGGCCUCCUUGAGUCACCCCAACUCCUCGACUCUUUUUUUAGAAUCCAGCAUUGCAGUUACGCGGGCAGAAAACAUUCGCGCACCUGAAGGAAAUUUUUCGUCAUGAUCUGUUUUGUUAGUUUGUGAGUAAAUUGUUGUUUCAUGUGCAGUUUGAAGGGCAAGUAAUUACUAAAUCCUUGAGAAUCUGUGUUGAGUGAAAUUUGUCAUGGCUCAAUAAUUAUAAAAAUUUCUAAGACCAUUCCUCUGGUACAGGUGCACUUAGAAGGCCGACGGUCCUUGUAACGAACAGUUAAAAGAUUAUUCGUAUUUCUUCACUUUUUAAAGUACCAUUAAAAGCACUCGAGCGAUCUCACAGAAACUUGAAAUCUAUGUACAUCAACAGUAACUUUUGGUAUCUGUUACUUUCCCUUUCCGUGGCGCGUUUUUUUUUUUUUUUUCUUUUUCAGUGGUUACUAAGUACGCGUUGCUUUUGGAUAACAACGUAACAAAAAAAAAAGCCCCAUGGCUCUUGAACAAAUAACUUGGUAAAGAUAACUUGCACUUUGAGGUGAACAGGUGUUAGGGUAAAAGUUAUUGAAUUAACUUUUGGUAUCUGUUACUUUCCCUUUCCGUGGCGCGUUUUUUUUUUUUUUCUGUUUCAGUGGUUACUAAGUACGCGUUGCUAUUGGAUAACAACGUAACAGAAACAAGAGCCACAUGGCUCUUGAACAGAUAACUUGGUACAGAUAACUUGCACUUGGAGGUGAUCAGAUGUUAGUGUAAAAGUUAUUGAAUCAAUGUUGCUGAUCAUCUCCUCGUUAUCAAAAAGAAAAAAUUCAAAGUAAAGGUAUUGUUCGAAAUGACAGAACCUUCUAAUGUGCUUUUUUUCUGCAAAUAGUUACAAGAAAUUCCUCACAGAACAUUUAGAGGGAAGGAGAUUUCGGCAAGCCCCAUACUCAGAAUUACAGGCUCUGAUCAUGACUCAUUGCAGUUUAAAAAACCUGUAACCAUACGGCUACCAUUGCUACUCACGGAGGAAAGUUGUGAAGUUCCUGACAUGCCGUCGUGCUGCGUUCGCAUCUGGUUUUUCGAGUUAGCUUCAGAUGAAUCAGAUCACGAGAAAUGGAUUGACAUCAACGACGGCCUUAUCAUGCCUGAAAGUUUUGAUAAAAGUACAAUGGCGAUCGAGUUCAGCGUCAUGCGCCUCUCUGGGUAUGUAACUUUUGUAACUGUUAUCCAAUGUGUUGUAAUAUGACCAUGUACUCAGAUUGUCAUAUUAGGAAAUUAUUUGCAUGAUGCUGCUUGGGCCAUGCUCACUCCAACUCUGCGCGCGCGUUCACUGAUUCCGUCCACUCAUCUUUACAGUGUUUAUAUCCUUCUCGUGUGGACAUCCGAAAACGUGUAGUUCAGAAUGUGUGUUGCAAACGUAAAGGAAUUCACGUGGCCAUAGCCUUACUUAGAAAGGAAACAAAUUCCGCAAACAUCUUCCCAAAAGUGCACGCUCUUUUAUGUUGAGUUGCUAUAUUGCUCGAAUUAAGCAGUAAAACGUUGAAGUUCGUUUCCCCAGUGAUUAAAUUAGUAUUUAAUGUUUUGAACUUCCAUAGAUUAGACACAAAGCUCCGCUGAUUUUGUUCCUUCCAGUCAUUACUAUUUCUUACUUGUGAUUGCAGUUAAACUUGAGCCUGCGUGGCAGGCGUUCGAAAGCGAUGGGAAAGGGAAUGCGGGCACAUGCAAGGGAGACGGAAGAAGGGGGACGCCCUCCGAAAUAAUAAUAAUAAUAAUAAUAAUAAUAAUAAUAAUAAUAAUAAUAAUAAUAAUAAUAAUUUUUUGAAAUUGAAAUGUAUCGAACAUAUUUUAUUGAUAACAUACUAUUAAAAUCCUAUUUACAAUUAAUUCACUUAAUAAUAAUAUAUAAUAGCAAUAAUAAUGUAUAAUAAUAAUAAUAUAUAAUAAUAUAAUGAUAAUAAUAAUAAUGAUAAUAAUAAUAAUAAUGAUAGUAAUUGUAAUAAACACUCAUGUACAGUUUCGAAUUCGUCUUUUUACUUUACGAUUCACUAGAACAAAAUUACAGCAAAAGAAAAGAAGAAAAAUACAGAAUUAAUAAACGCGAACCGAAAACUUUCCAAAAACGAUAACUUAAAGUACAACAAAUGACCAAGAAAACGAGCAAAAAAAUACAGGAAAAACUAUACUUACAAGAUCUGUACGGCAACUCCGGAUACAACUAAGCGACUGAUUUACAUGGACAAAAGGAAAAACUUUAUACUAAACUGAACUGAAAACAAUGGGUUAGCCGAGAAUAGACUUACAGAAAAAAUACGCAUACGAAAAAAGGCUAACAAAAAACUACACCAAACGCGAUAAAAAAAGUACUAAUUAGACUAACUUCACGCAACGCAAAACACGAAAUAAAGAAUAAUAAAAAAUUCGCAAUCUCCCGUGGCUACAAUAAAAUAAUAAUAAUAAUAAUAAUAAUAAUAAUAAUAAUAAUAAUAAUAAUAAUAAUAAUAAUAAUAAUAAUAAUAAUAAUAAUAAUAAUAAUAAUGUCAACAGGUCUUUAUUAUGUUUUAAGUAAAAAUACAUGCUAAAAACCCAGAACACUUACAGUUAAAAGCAACCAAACAGCUAAAAGAGUUAAAAAGCUUAAACUUCCGUAUAGACUAUUAAAAUCAACAUUAAAAACCAUUUAACAUUUAGUAAAUUGUUACUUUAUAUUUUAAAAAAGGCUAUUAAUAAAACUAUUUUAAAACGCUGGGUAUUGACUUUAGGGAGUUGGCUGCUAGGAACUCUGAAUUUUGGGGAGGGAAGGAUACAAAGGGUGGCCUGGCAUGCGCGCUGGAGAUCUUCUUGAGUAGCGCGCAAUCUGCCUCUUCUGAUCCCCUUCCUCUUCCCUUUCGAAACCUGGCACGCAGUUAAGCUUAAAAGCUUGAUCCGUUCAUCCUGUUACCCCAUUCAUCUCCCAGCACAUAAUUUGCCAUUGUUUGGAAGCAGGUUUUGGUGCUGGUUGGAAUGGUGCGCUAACCCAGCGGUCUGGCUCAUACGUGAAGCGUUUUCUUGCAAUGCAAGAAGGAAAGGGUUCUGGCUUGGAGAUGGAAGUUCCUCAGAAUGGACGUAUCCCAACGACAAGACAGGAGUAUUCCUUUCGGAAGAUGUGGUGAAGCCUGUAAAACAUGAAAUACAUGUCUGGUAAGAAUUAAAUAUUCACUUUGUGACUAAUGGGGGGACGGGGGUCCGUUUAAAGGGACUGAUCCAACAUGUUGGUCCAGCAUCACCUAACAUUGAAGGAUCAUCAUCCAAUCAAUAGGUGAAUCCUUGCUGACAUAAUUGUUUACAUUUUUCCUCAUUAGCGUGCGACUUAACUCAUACAUAUCGUGGCCGUAUAUACUGAAUUCAAAAGUUGAUUAACUUGAGUAAUUUGUGCAAUUUUCAGCUCUUUACAAGCAAUAUUGAAGGAAAUAUCAGCAAUCGAAAACUGCGAAAUUGCUGGGUGGCAGAAAAGUUAAUGAGCCAUACAUUCUUUGUAAAAUUUCGCGUUUUUAAAAGAGAAUUUCUCCGAAACUAGGUGGGACAUCGGGCUCAAAUUUUCAGAGAUAACUGAAGUUGUUAUAAUCUUUCAAUAUUGAGAGGUUUUAUUUUAUUAGCUUCAUCAGAUAAUGAUGAGUAUAUGUUAAUGAGGCAAAAAAUCAUGAGGCCAAAGAUUCGCCUAUUGGUGGUUAAAAAGAAAUGGAUCAACCCUGUCAAAACGUAGAGGCCCACAACAGCUACUCACGGCUCCGACAAAACCCAGUUAUAAUUGAAACACCCUCAGCUGCUUGAUUAUUAACUUUUCAAAGAAUCUGAUAAUGAUGUUCGUCAUAGAAGGGGUCUAAGGUGUUGGAAUUAGGAGGUAAUACCCCCAUUUAUUGUAAACUGCAUCCCUAAGUAGAGGUUUUCCUUAAGGUAGUUAAUGCUCCCGACCUGUGAGAAACAACAGAACGAGAAUGUGUGGUAAUGGGGUUAGGAAUGAAGUACUCCAUCAACAGGUGAAGGUAUAAUUAGCAUAAUGGCGGUUGGUCAUGUUUUUGUGGCCAGUCUGCGUUUUGCAAAUGAAACCGCCUCCCAUUAGUAACUGCACCGUGGUAGUGGCCAACCCAAAAGGUUUGCUCCUUUGGCCACUACAUACUUUUCCAAUGCAAUACUUAUCGUAACAUGAAUACUAGCUCUGAUUUCCUUCUUUUCUAGUUCCUAUCAUUGUUGUAUUUAUGUACUCUUUUUUUGAUUAAGUGCGGAUAAACUGAACUUGAACUUGAACUUGAUCACUAAGCUCAUCACUAGUCUAGCCUGUUAAGGUGGAGAAACCCCCUCUCCUUUCCAGUGGUGCAGGUCAGAUUCCCCCGAGAGAGGUCCCUAAUCCUGUUUCAAUUUCCAUCUUAGGACUAAGAAAAGCUGUCUUGGUUUUCAUGUGAACUGGUCAGACAAUUUUGCUUUUCAAUGUUCUUUUUUUAUUGUUUUUGCAGCUUUCGCGAUGGCGCUUAUGUCAAGGUUGAUGUGGUGAUGAUAAACCCCAGGGACCUAAAGACAGCUGAGCUUCGCAGAGGCAUCAAGGAAAACGAAAAUGAAUUGUUGUGUGAAUUGGCACUUCCUCUCCCUCCUUCACUAAGUGAACCUUACGUAAGUACAAUUAUUUCAUUAUCACUGCAAUAAUUAACUAUAGAUAUUAAUUCUGAAAAAUCAUACUGCUGUCAAUCAAUGCAUUCGUGAUGCAGCAUUUAGACGGUGUAACUUUUGUUAAGUGAAAUUUAAGCUAUUUUGGUGUGUCUUUUACUUCUAGACAAACUUAAGAUUGUGCUUAGUAAUAUAUUCUCACCCGGAACAUCCGCACACAAAGCCAAAUGAGCCCAAAUGCAUAAGAUGUGGGAGAAUCGGCCCGAGGCUUUGCGAGUCGAUGAACCAGGAGAGAAUACGAGGUAUACCCCAUCGCUGCGGGGAAGAGGGUGGGGCGAGAACUGCUAUCGAGGGUGCUGAGACCUAAACUUUACUAGAACUGGCCGAGUAAUCAAGCAGGCUGCUCUUAAAACUGAGGGACAAGGUCUGUGGGUAUGCCGUGUAUUCCCCUGGGCUACGCUGAGAAUUUUAGGAAGUGCAUUGAUGCUAACUUAGGCUUUGGUGGGUGUUUUCCCUAGUGAGAAUAGUUGAUUCUUCUUUCCUACUUUGUACUCAUUUGUAAAGCCAAACCAAGGUGAUAGCUCUAGUUUUGGUUUGAAGAAUCGACCUAAGUAAGGUCAAAGGUCGAAAUAUUUCCGUCAAGCAUACUUCUAAAGGAAGGUUCUUCGGGACAGCUUAGAUGUUGACUUGUGUUAGCGCACAUAACUAUUGCAAGGCUUGUAAUUAAGACAACUGGUUCGAUAAGAAUAAUCGAGUCGUAAUCCAGAGAUUUAUAGAGUCCCGGUUAGUGUGCACUAUUACAUAACCUACUGUAUAUGCUUUGUAAUGGUAAUAGGACUGAGUGGAGUACAAUUCAGGGAGUAAUCGGACGUUUAAAAUCGGUCGAGUAAUUUCAACGCGCUCGGCGUUUGAAAUUACGAGCCCGAUUAUCCCUGAAUUGUACGACACGAAGUCCUAUUACCGGUUAAUUGUGUCAAUAACAAAAUGCGAGAAUCUCAGUCGUGAAUAUUUAUUAAUGUAAAUAAAAGUCACUGUACCAGUUUUCUUUUCCAGUUGAAGCUGGACAGCUUGGUCACUAUUUUUUCAUUGAUUUUGAUUGGUUAUUAGGUGCUAUGUAGUUAAAUUUCUUUGGCUAGUGGCUUUUAUUACUUGAUUGUCAGUGGUUCUUUAACUGUCCGAUUUGACCUGACCGAUUACCAGGAGCUUGUAAUCGGACAGUUUUGGAGUUACAAUAGCAAAAUUAAGCCAUAAAUAUGGGCUGUUACGAACCAAUCAGACUCAAGUAUUUUGGGCUGAUUAGCCCAGAUUCCUUAGUAGUGUUUGUAAACGGAGUUUGUUUACGAAGCGAGGGAUUUUUUAAAUCGCGGUUUUCUUGACUUAAGUUUUCACUCAGGGAGAACACUUUGAGGGGCUAAAACUCGGAGGGAGUUUGUUCGAUUGACCAAGAAUUCAAGGGAUGUUGCUUUAAUUUUUUUUAGCAACAAAAACAAAAACGUGUUGAGACGCAUUUUUGUAUGAUCAACUAACUUUCUUUAGCCCUAUUUCGAAAUUGAUCGGAAACUUUUCAUCGUAAUCAAAAAUGGGAAAACCCUGACACGAUUUUUAGCCCUUUGACUUCCGAAAUUAGCUUCCAAAAGCUGAUUCGGGACACUAAAAAAAAAAAAGAUAAGAUAAGAUAACCAGUUCAAUAAGAGUUAAUUUGAUAUCGGGUUAUAGGUAUCUGCAGUUUAACCGGAACGCGCUACAUCGCUAACACGUGAGACACCCUUGAAGGUAUCUGGUAACCUUAAGACACGAACAAUAUUUCUUAAACGAUGUGUUUGACUGAAAAGUCGGUAUGGGCUUCCUCGAUAAGUGUUGUCGUUUUUAUUAUUAUUAUUAUUACUAUUAUUAUUAUUAUUAUUAUUAUUAUUAUUAUUAUUUUUUGGAGAUAGGUCUCGCCUCGUAAAAUUACGGUUAUCACUGUGAAACAUUUGGAUUAAAUAUAACGAAUGUUUACCAUUGUUAGCUUACGUGGCAGUCGAUUGUCUUCGUUUCGUUAUAUCCCAGCAAAUAAAUCGCUAAUGAUACAAAUCGUGGCUGCUUCUUUGGUGAGUGUUUAAAAUCUUUAUGUUUUUAUUCCUUUCUGUUUCUGUAGGAACACACAAAUUACGGAGCUAUAAGUUAUUUCACGACAAAUCCUUUAAGAAUAACUACAUGUGGAGACGAAUGGGGCUCAUCAAAAGGCGGCUUGUCUACGCUGAACAGAGAACUUUCAAAACACCUGGCACUUCUGCCUGACGUAGUAGUAACCCUUUUACUGCCACAUUAUUCUGAGGAGGAGAAGCAAGAAGCCAACAACUUUAAUGUGCGUCUUGCCACACCAGAGGCAGAGGCUGAAGAUCUUGACAUUGUGAUAGGCCAUGGUCAUAUGCUUGGUCCAUCAGCCCAUGUCAUAGCAAAACAGCGCAGGUGCAAACGGGUUCAUGUAGUACACACUUCCAGUGACGAGCUUGCAAUGUUUAAGGUAAGCGAAACAGCGAUACAGCAAGGCGAAAAAAAGCGCCGCGCUGAGGUAGACCUUUGUGAGGAAGCUGAUAUCGUCGUGGCCAUAGGACCAAAGUUGAAGGAAGAUAUCUCCGCCAAGCUACGGUAUCGAAAAGAUAAAUGCGUGAUAGGUAUCACACCUGGAAUCUUUCAGGAGUUCGCAAAGAUGGAACAAGCCAGUGAGGAGGGAGGAAGGUUCCGCAUCUUAGUGUUUGGUCGGGGUGACUCGGAAGAUUUUGAACUAAAGGGAUACGAUAUAGCUGCUAAAGCUGUAGCAGGCUUGAAAGACGAAAGCGUCCUUCUUUUGUUUGUCGGGGCACCAAAGGGUAAAGAAGAAGAAGUUAAAAAUAAGUUACUUAAGUGUGGAAUUCCUCGCACACAGCUUAUUGUGCGAGGCUUUGUUGAGAGUCGUGAAGAAGUAAAACAGCUCUUGUGCCAGGUAGAUCUCGCCAUUAUGCCCUCACGAACGGAAGGCUUUGGCCUCACCGGUCUCGAAGCACUCUCCGCUGGCCUUCCUAUUUUGGUAAGUAACAAUUCGGGGUUCGGUCAAGCUAUUCGUAAAUUAGAAAUCGAAUCUUCGAGUGUGGUGUGUUCCGAUGAUCCUGAAGAGUGGGGUAAAGCUAUCAGACGUGUGAGACAGAAACCAAGGAAACUCCGGCUAGAGGAAGCAUGCUAUCUCCGAGAGGCCUAUGACAAAGAGUACAAUUGGGAGAAACAGUGUAAGAUGCUUGUAAAUAAAAUGCGAGAAAUUCUCCAAAAAGCUCCGAGGAGACACUCAAGGUUGUUACUUGUUGAUAACUAUGAACCUUCUCGCUAA